Messenger RNA from Colletotrichum abscissum, 1659 nucleotides. RefSeq names its product amidohydrolase. The transcript has a single exon. The coding region runs from base 1 to 1659 and encodes 552 amino acids. The record is from RefSeq and is a predicted model, not a curated record. Gene Ontology annotation, molecular function: hydrolase activity, acting on carbon-nitrogen (but not peptide) bonds. Lineage: Eukaryota; Fungi; Ascomycota; Sordariomycetes; Glomerellales; Glomerellaceae.
AUGACGGCUUCAACACACGUCGUCUUCCAGAACGGAAAGAUCUUUAGGUCAAACAAAGCACCUGCAGGUCAGCGUUCUGAAGCCAACUUUGCAGAAGCGCUGGUGAUUAAAGAUGGCAUCAUCACUUUUGUCGGUGACGCCUCCGCAUCUGAGGUGAAGUCCGCAAUCGACGCUGGCGCAGAGGUCCGCGAUGUAGGCGGCCACACUCUCCUCCCCGGCCUCGUUGACGGACACAUCCACUUGACGCAACUCGGCCAGGCGCUUCUCAAGCUGAGCCUCGCCCACUGCAAGACUCUCGAGGACAUCCGAACCACAAUCAGAGACCACGCCGCCGCCCACCCGGAAGCCGAACGCAUCUUCUGUAGCGGAUGGAUGCACUUCAUGACGCCCGAGGGGCCCCUCGCCUCCCUCCUCGACGACCUCGACCCCCGACCCAUCCUCAUCACCGCAAAAGACUUGCACUCGACGUGGUGUAACACCGCUGCUCUCAAGGACCUGGAUCUCGAGAACGAGCCCGACCCGCCCGGGGGCGAGAUUGUUCGCGAUCCGAAGACGGGUAAACCUAGCGGUCUGCUAUCCGAGGCGGCGAGCAUGAAGUUCAUCCCCCUCUACAUGGCCCGCACCUCGACUCUCCAGGAUCGCAUCGCCGCCAUCGAGACGGCCAUCAACGACUACACGGCCGCGGGCUUCACCGGUCUCAUCGACAUGGCCAUGGAAGAAGACGGCUGGACGGCGCUGCAGGAGUACCGCAAGCAGGAAAAGGCAGCGGGCCGCCCGUUCCCCAUCCGCUUCGCGGCCUACUGGAUGAUCCUCCCCAAGGACGACGACGCCGAGAACAUUAAGCAGGUCGAGCGCGCCGCGGAGCUGGCCCGCGAGUUCAACCUCGAGACGGACCCGGACUGCCGCCUUGUCGGCAUCAAGCUCGUCUGCGACGGCAUCAUUGACGGCUGCACGGCGAGUUUGAAGGAACCCUACAGCCACAACGGCGACAACUGCGACCCCGUCUGGUCGCAGCGGUACAUGGCACCCGUGGUACAAGCAGCCACCAAACAUGGGUUGCAGGUCGCGCUCCACGCCAUCGGCGACCGCACCGUCGCGGACGCGAUCGACGUGCUGGAGGCGCACGUCGGACCGAAACACCGCCCGCGCAUCGAGCACCUCGAAGUCACAACCGCCGAGGACGCGAAGCGCCUAGGAAGACUCGGCAUCACGGCCUCCGUGCAGCCCGUCCACUCGGACCCAGCGAUCCUCCGGGCCUGGCCGACGCUGAUCGGGGAACACCGGUGCGGGCGGGCGUUUGCGUACAGCGAUUUCGCUGACGGGGGCGCGCACGUGGCGAUUGGGUCGGAUGCGCCGACGGCGCCGCAUCAUGUGAUUGAUAACUUGUACAUUGCCACAACGCGGCGGUCUGCGCGGGAGCCGGAGCUGGAGACGGUUGUGAAUCCGCAGUUUGCGCUGUCGUUGUGUGACGUGUUGGCGGGCGCGACGGAGGGGGCGGCGAGGAGCUGUUUCUUGGAGGAUCGGGUUGGUUCACUCGAGGUUGGGAAGAAGGCCGAUUUGACUAUUUUCGAUCUUGAUUGGGAUCCGAGCAAGGCGUUGCAGGCGAAGACGUUGGAGACUUGGUUUGAGGGGAAGCAGGUGUUUUCUGGUAGGAAGUAG